Molecule: messenger RNA, 3571 nt
Organism: Clarias gariepinus (North African catfish)
Lineage: Eukaryota; Metazoa; Chordata; Actinopteri; Siluriformes; Clariidae
Product: cytochrome P450 2K1-like
Exons: 15
Coding region: 36-2384 (782 amino acids)
Biological process (GO): xenobiotic metabolic process
Cellular component (GO): intracellular membrane-bounded organelle; cytoplasm
Molecular function (GO): heme binding; iron ion binding; oxidoreductase activity, acting on paired donors, with incorporation or reduction of molecular oxygen, reduced flavin or flavoprotein as one donor, and incorporation of one atom of oxygen
Source: RefSeq, a predicted model, not a curated record
AUUAGAAACUUUGGUCAGAGAGUUAGAUUUUUAGGAUGGCUGUGGUAGAAGGUCUUUUUCUGCAGGCUACUGGUACUACCAUAUUACUUGGGUUUGUGGUUCUCCUGGUGGUUAUUUAUUUUUAUUUAUCAGGCUCUAGUUUUAAGGAAGAACCUAAUGAACCUCCAGGACCGAAACCCCUGCCUUUUUUGGGAAACCUGCUUCAAAUAGACUUGGCCAGACCCCAUGAAUCACUUUCUGAGCUCGCCAAGACGUACGGAUCUGUGUUCAAAGUAUAUUUUGGUCCAAAGAAAGUCAUUGUCUUAGCUGGGUACAAAACAGUCAAACAAGCACUUGUUAAUUUCGCAGAAGAAUUUGGGGAAAGGGAACUCAAUCAAACAUUUAAGUUUGCUGAAGACCAUGGAAUCCUGUUUUCUAAUGGAGAGAACUGGAAAGAGAUGAGACGUUUUGCUUUAACAAACCUUCGAGACUUUGGAAUGGGCAAGAGAGGCAGUGAAGAGAAAAUCAUUGAGGAAAUCCAAUAUCUUAAAGAAGUAUUUGAAAGCUUUGGAGGAAAGCCAUUUGACACAACUCAACCAGUAAACCAUGCAGUCUCCAACAUCAUCUCGUCCAUUGUGUAUGGAAGCAGAUUUGAAUACACUGAUCCUCAGUUUAAAGAAAUGGUCAACAGGGCAAAUGAGAAUGUCAGGAUUGGUGGAUCGGCUUCCAUACGAAUCUUUAACAUACUUCCCUGGGUUGGUCCAUUUUUGAGAAGUUUAAGAAAACUCCGUGCAAAUGCUGAGAAAAACAUAAGCCAGGUUCGUGAGCUGGUGAGCGGUCUUCAGGAGACAUUAAAUUCAGAUGAACGAAGAGGAUUUGUUGACUCCUUCCUCCUCCGUAAACAAAAUUUAUAUAGCAGCACAGGCAUGUUGCUUGGGCUGUUGAUAAUGUUAUUGCUGAUUAUUUAUCACCUUUCUUCUAAUGUCAAAUCUCAGGGAGAAAACAAGGAACCUCCAGGUCCUAAACCACUGCCUAUCUUGGGAAACAUGCUGCAAUUGAACCUAAAGAGACCCUACCUGACUCUAUGUGAAAUGUCAAAAAAAUAUGGAUCAGUAUUCACUGUGUAUUUUGGGCCUAAGAAAGUUGUUGUCUUGGCAGGAUAUCAAACUGUUAAGCAAGCACUUGAAAAUUAUGCAGAGGAAUUUGGAAACAGAGACAUCACUCCAAUUUUCUUUGACUUUAACAAAGGACAUGGAAUUCUGUUUAGCAAUGGUGAAAACUGGAAAGAAAUGAGACGAUUUUCCCUCACCACACUCCGAGACUUUGGGAUGGGCAAAAGAGGGAGUGAGGACAAAAUCAUAGAAGAAACGCACUAUUUAAGAAAAGUGUUUGAAGAAUAUCAAGGGAAACCAUUUGAUACCUCACAGCCUUUAAAUUAUGCCACCUCAAAUGUCAUCUCAGCCAUUGUGUAUGGUAGCAGGUUCCAAUACAGUGACCCUAAGUUCAAAGAAAUGGUUAACCGGGUCAAUGAGAACAUUAAACUCACUGGCUCACCUUCUAUUCAGAUCUAUAAUAUGUUUCCAUGGAUUGGCUGCUGGCUAAAGAAUAGGAGACUUAUAAUGGAAAACUAUGAGACAAAUAUAAAGCAAAUAAAAAAGAUUUUGGACAAUUUGGAGGAGACCCUUAAUGUUGAGGAUACCCGAUGCUUUGUUGACUCUUUUCUUAUCCGGAAAAAAAAUGCAGAGAAAGCUGGAGAAAAAGACAGUUUGUUUCAUGAACAGAAUCUUAUUAUGACAGUUUCCAACUUGUUUGCUGCUGGUACUGACACAACUAGCACAACACUGCGCUGGUGCCUUCUGCUAAUGGCCAAGUAUCCCCAGGUUCAGGAACGUGUCCAUAAAGAGAUUGACAGUGUGAUUGGAGCUCGUCAGCCGGCGCUGGAGGACAGAAAGAAUUUGCCUUACACAAAUGCCGUGAUCCAUGAGUCUCAGAGACUUGCUAACAUAGUACCUAUGAGUCUCCCCCACACCACUAGUUGUGAUGUUACAUUUCAAGGAUUCUUCAUCAAAAAGGGCACAUGCGUGUUUCCUCUCCUGACAUCUGUGUUGUGUGAUGAGAGUCAGUGGGAGAGCCCACAUACCUUUAACCCUGCACGUUUCUUAGAUAAGCAAGGCCGAUUUGUUAAGAAAGAUGCCUUCAUGCCUUUUUCUGCAGGGCGCAGAUUGUGUCUUGGAGAGAGUCUGGCAAAGAUGGAGCUCUUCAUCUUUUUCACCUCCUUACUGCAGCACUUUCAUUUCACUCCUCCACCAGGGGUAUCUGAGGAACAGCUGGACCUCACUCCAGCAGUGGGCUUCACGUUGAACCCCUCUCCUCACAAGCUGUGUGCAAUUAGCCGAACCUCUUAAGACUAAUAAUUUACUAAAACACCAAAAUGUUUUUAGUUAUAUUAAAAAUUAACUGAAAUUCGUAAAUUUACUUACAAUUAGCAAUUUCUUGAUUUGAUCAUGAUUGCAAAUAAACUAUGAAAAGGGAUAACAUAUAUAAACAUAACAUAUAAAAAAACAAUACCCUUUAAACAUUAAUUUGCUUAGAAAAAAAACUGGCAAUUUUCACUCAAGUAAAAUAAAAAUGUAUAUUUUAUGUAUUUUUAUAUGUCCUAACUCAUUACAAUUAUCAUUUUCAUUUCAUUUUCAGGUCAUUAAGUAAAUGUACUUAUAUCGGUCUUCAUAAAGACUAAACCAUAUUGCUGAUGUGUAUCCCACACAUCUAGCAAAGAAACACAUGAACAAAGAAAAUUAUAGAAAGACUCAACUUUCAAAUCAUUUUUUAAAUCAUAGGCAUUUAGGCCUUGUUCACAUGGGCAUUGAAUGUUUGGAUAAACAAACGCGCUCUGAAUGUCCUUGACGUUUAUGUUGCGUUUUGUAGUGGCGCUCGAUUGACUUCUACACUGGUGUUAAUUUGGCUCUGUCUGCAUCCUGCAGCCCAAAUUGUAGUUGUUAACCUGUGGAGGCAGUGUCGGGAACUGGAUAUGAAAGCGCUUGUCCUUUUAGUUGAGGUGCCUCCUUUUAAUAUGGACCAUUUCGCUAUAUUAGACAUUAAUCUUAUUGUUUUAAAAUUACGUUUAAGUUUUUCAAUUACUGUCGGAUGUCAGUUUUCACUUUUGAUUGGCUGGAUCAACUUCCUCCCACAUUUUGUUCAGCUUUUUUCCGCACUAAAAGCGUUUUCCUUGUGUUCAAACAGCAAGAAAAAGCUGCAUGCAACGUUUUUAUGACGCUGUAUAAACGCGCAGCCAGACAAACGCAUGUCACCAAAGCCCGUGUGCACACUUCUAUGUGUAGAAAACCCUCGGUGCUUGAUCCACGCUCACCGGACGCUACGAACGCCAAAAAAACGUUCGAUUUUUACGUGUAAAGGCCUAAAACACACAACAGACAUUAAAAACAGCUUAAAUAAGUAUAAAUUUCUGUAAGUAUAUAUGCCCAUCAAUAAAUAUAUUAUUCAGUUAACAUUACUACAUUACAUAGUUUACAAAACAAUUGCAAAAUAAUAAUAAAUGUAACCCAGUACAUUUAAUUUAAAUGUAAACAUUGGA